AUGGAGAGUAAUUCAUUCAACCUUGAUGCCAAAGAAAACAAUAUUUCCAACAAUACACCAACUGAUUUAUAUAAAUACAAUACUUCAUCGUUCAAAGGUGAUUGUCGUACUUCUUUGAAUUCUGAUUUAAACAACACCUUGAAACUCAACAAAAAAGAACAAAUAUCAAACAAAACAAUAAGAAAGACCAAUAAGCACCACAACAAAACAAUAUCCAGCAAAGCUAGUAACCUCAAGUCGUUGACAAGAGAAGCUUUCAUCUCGCCAACCUUGCAAGAACCAAACAGCAAGUCAGUUGGCUUCACCCCAACAAAAACAAAGUUAUGCGGAUCAGCAGAAAAGAAAGGAGAUAAUAUGGAUAUUAUGGAUCGUCUAUCACCACUAUCCUCAUUCCAAUCAAAUGAACUAAAUGAUGGCUCAUCCCGCGCAAAUCUAUCGAACAAUUCCAACACUAACGGAGAUACAACAAUAAAUGAUCGUGACUCAUCAGACACAGGAAUACCAGAACUAGAAGGACUAAACUAUUCACAAAUAUACACCAACACAUCUCUAGACGUAGUUAAUGAAAUGGAUCUGCACACAUCAAACAACCAGGAUUUAGGAGACCAAAACACAAACCCAUCGCAGCCAUACGAUCUUUUGCAAAAUGUGCACUACGUUACAGAAAACACAAACCAACUCAUGUCAAACCCAGCAAAUUUUAUCGACAGAGAGAACAAUUUAAGGGAAGAAGUUAACGUUAGCGGAGUUAACCAGUACAACAGCCCAUAUUUAUACCAAUACACCCCGAGCGUCGAGGAGCAGAAUGAAGACGAGUACAUUGAUUAUGAAGGAGACAUGAGAUACGUCGACAACGUAGACUAUAUGCUCAACAACGGAAUCGAUUACGUCAUGGACCCUAACUACACACACGAAAACACGAACCUGGAAACAAAUAACUACGACUCAAACAGCGUGUUUAUCAAUAAUCUGGAUAACCUUACGCAAUCACAAGAUCAGUUGUCUAACACACACACAGUCAGCAAUUUCCCACACGACAAUAACAUGGAAGAUAUAGUUAUCAUAGAUGAACUGAGCAACGACGCGAAGAAUGAUUUGGUCCGAAAUAACAGCAUAAAUGUCCUGAUUGAAAAUUCCGACAAGAAAUUAGACGAAGGAGUCAUGAGCAGCAUACUGAGAGACCUAAUAUGUCCAAUUUGCCUGGAGUACUUCUACUUCCCAGUUACAGUCGCAUGCGGACACACGUUCUGCAGAUAUUGCAUAGGACACUCAAAGCUGACUGGGAAAAUGUGCCCACUGUGCAGACAACCAGUUGGUAGAAGUCUGAACAUAAACACAAUAUUGUCAAAUCUAGUUAAGAGCUUGAAGUUGAGGAAGAGAGGCAGAUCGACUCUAUCAACAGUCCCAGAUGUAUCACAGGUGGCAGAGAAGAUAUGGUGGGAUGAGCAUUGCCUUAAACCCUUUGUUUCAGUGCCGCUUUUCAUACGAAUUAUGUUCGGAGGAAUGACCCAGGCGCCAGUGUUUUUCGACGAUCUGUGCUCAUGUUUAAUAGACUAUUUCAACACAGGAAACAAAUGGUACAAGUCAAAAUGGGUCUUCACAAUAGAAGAUUUUAGACUCAUAAGAAAUUUAAUAGGGCUGCAACUUAGCCCAACGAGCGAUCAGCCGGAAACGACAUCAAUGGACGUUUCUAAAAUAAACGAUUCGAACAACGUGAGAUUACACCACUGGGUAGAAGAUUACCUUAUUUCAAACCCGCAACUUUGUUUUAGAAGCGAUAACGUAUACCCACUAACCCUCAAGGUCUACCAUGACAUGAACCACAAAAUUGAAGGAACAGUAUUCAGUGCACUGGACAUACCCUACAAACUACCCUGGGAUGCAGGAAGACAUGUUAAAUCACUCUUACACUUCCCACACAGCUCAGUUUCACUCUCACACCUCAUUUUUGCACAAUGCCCGGACGGACGUUUCGGAAUUUUGGAUGUUGGAAGCACAAUAGGGACGAUGAUCAAGAUCCAGGGAGUCCACGUACUACAGUCUGGAGAUCGAAUCCACAUUGGAGACAAGCACGAAGUUGACGUAUACAUCUACAAGGACUCGAUAGGAACACCAUUUAAGGACUACAAGUGGGAUGCAAACACAAACCAAGUCAUUAAUUACGCUGAAUACCUUUGUUCUCAACAGAACGCAGACCAAAACGAAAACAAAGAACACGGACCUGCCAAAGAAGGUAUAAACUCAGAUAUCGAGGUUGACAUGGACCCGAAUUUUAGACACACAGACCCCAAUUUGGGAGACAUGGAUUCAAAUUUACAGGAAAUGAACUCGAAUUUGCAAGAUUUGGAUAGUUAUCUGAAGAUUAAGAUAUUCGCAGAUUUACAAGUUGAACGAGAUAUGUGGAUAUGUCCAAAGGGAGUAAUUCUGGGUCGUGGACCUGUGACGCAGUCCUCUUACAAAAAACUAUCAAUCACUACACAAAACGGAUACAUAUCGAGAGAACACUGCCUGAUAUACUAUGAUGGAAGCAGACCCUCGGGAAGUAGAUGGCUGCUAAGAGAUAUGAGCACGCUAGGCACUUUUCUCAAGUUAAAACCAUUCCAAGAACCACUUCCAGUGUCUCCAGGAUUCGUGUUUAAGGUCGGCCAGUGCAAAGUUGAAGUAGGAUCACCUCACGAGCUUUCUCGCAGGGUUCCCUCCUCAGCUAUGCUCAUCAUGUCACAACUACUUCAAUCUCAUAUCGAGCCUAACAGACUCGUCGAGAUCCAGUCGAAUCUCAACGUUAACCUGGCGAAUCCAAGAAACAACCCUCUCAACAUUCCAGACGUUGCCAGACUUGAGAGGGAAGCCUACAGCGCCCUUGACCACCACCUGUAUCACCAGGAGGGAAAUCAAAACCACCAGACUUACCAUGGUGAGGGUAACCAGGAAGUAAACCCUCGGGUUCAGACCCAGGAAUUGCCUGGAGAUGUGAGUCUCAGUGGACAAGUCGUACCAAACGUCAUGAGAGACGACGUUACUUAA
This is a messenger RNA of Theileria annulata, 3024 nucleotides long. RefSeq lists its product as uncharacterized. The transcript has 2 exons. Gene Ontology annotation, molecular function: protein binding. The record is from RefSeq and is a predicted model, not a curated record. Bases 1 to 3024 code for a protein of 1007 amino acids. NCBI's taxonomy places the organism in Eukaryota, Apicomplexa, Aconoidasida, Piroplasmida, Theileriidae.